Molecule: messenger RNA, 537 nt
Organism: Dracunculus medinensis (Guinea worm)
Lineage: Eukaryota; Metazoa; Nematoda; Chromadorea; Rhabditida; Dracunculidae
Source: the annotation of a GenBank genome assembly
AUGACCAUAAUCGCUUAUUUAAUUAUUCUUACAUCGUUCUGCAAUCUUAUUAGCGGAGAUGAAGUUGAUUUAAACGUUUGCGUCAAGUUUGUUCCCACUGGUCCAAAUCCUCCGAAUAAUAUGAAAAGAAGGCCUUCCGUGCCUGUGCAGAACUGCCAAGAUCGUGAUAUGGCUUGUCCCGAGAUAUUCAAAUUCAUGCCCAACAAUGGAGUGGUACUCGCAAAUAAUCUCAAGCCCUUUACCAUGACCAUAAUCGCUUAUUUAAUUAUUCUUACAUCGUUCUGCAAUCUUAUUAGCGGAGAUGAAGUUGAUUUAAACGUUUGCGUCAAGUUUGUUCCCACUGGUCCAAAUCCUCCGAAUAAUAUGAAAAGAAGGCCGUCCGUGCCUGUGCAGAACUGCCAAGAUCGUGAUAUGGCUUGUCCCGAGAUAUUCAAGUUCGCGCAAGACGUUGGAGUGAGGCUCGCAAAUAAUCUCAAGCCGUUAGUUUCUGAGCAUUACUUUAGAUUUUAUUUUCAUUUCAAUAUCGAUCAAUUAUGA